GAAAAAGUAACAAGAUGUCAUGGGAUGUAAGCGGCAAGGUAGGCGUUAUUACUGGUGCAUCAUGUUCUCUUGGAAGAGAAAUAGUUAAUCGUCUUGCUUUGAGGCAUCACAUGAAACUUGCCUGUGUGUCGCGAAAUCCAUUCGCCACACCACUGCCAGUGAAUUGCAAUGCGUUCCGGGCUGAUAUUACUCAGAGCAAUGAUUGCAACAAUCUUUUUAAGUCUAUACAAGAACAACUUGGAGACGUAUCAGUGGUUGUAAACUGCGCCGGUAUUACUUUAAACAAACUUUUUCUUCUCAACACUGACAGAGAUUAUGACCUCGUCAUCAAAACCAAUCUAAUAGGUAGCCUCAACGUGACACGAGCUGCGCUACGCUACGGGGGCUUACUCAAAAUGCAGGAUUGCAGCGUUCUUUUCGUGGGAUCUGUUGUUGGCGUUACUGGAAAUGAAGGUCAAGUGUUGUACAGUGCCACCAAAGCCGCACUCCUUGGGGCUGCCAAAUCACUGGGAAAGGAAUACGGUUCCAAGAACAUUCGGUUUAACGUGGUUGCUCCAGGGCUACUGGAAGGUGAAGGAAUGAGUCGCACGCUGACGGAGGCGCAGUGUGAGGCCUGGCGCAGAGCCUCCCCGUUAGGAAGACUGGCAACGGCUAGUGAAGUGUCGGAUGUUGUGGUCAGCACCAUUUUGUCACCUUACAUCACAGGACAAACAAUUAUAGUGGAUGGUGGGAUAUCUCUCUAA
Molecule: messenger RNA, 743 nt
Organism: Phytomonas sp. EM1
Lineage: Eukaryota; Euglenozoa; Kinetoplastea; Trypanosomatida; Trypanosomatidae
Source: the annotation of a GenBank genome assembly